AUGUCAUAUGCUAUGGACGCUCAGCUAAGCUCGGCUAGUGUUGCCGAACUUGUUGCUUGGAGAGCUGAGAAGGAUCGACUUCAUGAGGAGCGGGUCAAGGCCGAAAGAAAGAGGGCUGAGAAGGAACGAUUGGCUCGCUCUGUAUACAACGAUAGAGUCGCUCGUUGGGCUACCUUGGAUGCUCAAAUAGCAGAGUCCUUUGCUGGAGUAGAUGUGGGGGCAUUCCAUAGGGAUGCUCAGCUCUAUGGAGAGUGUGACUGGACCCAUGUACCAUUGAUUGGAGGAGAGGAGGCGAUGGAGGCUCAACAGGCGGUAUUCGACUCGGAAGCAAAGGCGAGGGCAGACUUGUUGGCAACGGACUUUGAUGAGGUCCUCGAGAGUCGGGCUCAUGCAGAAGGGGACUCUGUGGCACUCAACUGGAGGAAGUGCGCCAGGAAAUUCCAACACGUAUAA
Perkinsus marinus ATCC 50983 is the source of this 453-nucleotide messenger RNA. RefSeq lists its product as hypothetical. The transcript is spliced from 5 exons. Bases 1 to 453 code for a protein of 150 amino acids. The record is from RefSeq and is a predicted model, not a curated record. Lineage: Eukaryota; Perkinsozoa; Perkinsida; Perkinsidae.